AUGACUGCAAAAGCCACCAGCAAACCGCUUGUGCCCAAGGUCGAGGCCGCGCUGGCGAUCGACGCCGUCGCCGUCGAUGCCCCGCCGCGCGACCACCAAAUGAACGGGCUGGCCUCCGGACUGAGUAACGGGCUGGACCCGCUGCUGGCCGUCGUGCUGACGCUGCUGUCGGGCGACGACGAGCGCCUGAGCGACAACAAGUCCGACGAGCUGAUGAAACGGCUCCUGAAACUGGGGCUCCCCAAAAAAUACUUUUGCAAGUCGUGUAAUCAAGGGUUCACUCGCAAACACAAUAUGAUCCUGCACGAGCUCAUUCACCUGACGGUGAAGCCCCACCAGUGUCUGGUGUGUCUGCUAAAGUUCCGCCGCAUCCACGACCUUAAACGUCACGAAAAACUCCACACCGGCGAGAAGCCCCACGUGUGCAAACGGUGCAACAAAAAGUUCACCCGCAACGACGCUCUCGCCCGACAUCAAAACCUGCCCAACGCCUGUAUCCCCGUGCGCGAUCGCGACUCUCCCGACGAUUCCAGCAGCGGUAGUGGUAGCGGCAACGGCUCGAGCUCCGCCGACAGCAAUAACACGCGGGCGCUGCUGCAGCGGCCGCUGGCCCUGCUGGAGUUGCUGCUGGAGAACUUGGCCAAAGUGACGGCGGCGGCAGCAGAAGCAGCGCCGACGGCAACUCCCCUCAAGUCGGAGCUGGUCGAUACUCAGCUGACGCCGCAGGCGCUGCUCCCCCAGCCGCAGCUUCUGGCGCGUCCUUCUAAACUGCAUUUCACUCUGAGCUUCGACAAGCCCGAUUUUAAGUCCGACUUCACGGCGCUGCCGCUGGCGCCGGCGGUGCCGGCGUCGCACCUUCAGCAGCUGAACCACGAGUACCUGAACUAUAACCGCAUCAACGACUUGCCCCAGCCGAAACGGGUGCUGCUGAUGGUGUUCCCCAAUAAUCCCUAUCUGCAGUUUGUGCCGCCGGUGCUCCACAACCCGCCCACGGCGCAAAACGGCCACCAGUCCCAGUUGGUGCCGCUGAUGGUGUUGGACAAUAAUGCCGCCAACGGCACCGCCAACGGCUCGGUGCCGCCGCCGCCGAAUCCUUCUGCCAGUACCGUUGCCGCCACCUCCAGUGGUGCCCUCGCGCUGACGACGUCACCCGACGCCGCCGGGGCGCCGCCGCUGCUACUGCCCACCAAGACUCAUGCCGAGGUGUCGUUGGACACCGGCAAGUACGUCCCUCUCGAGAAGUACCAGGACCUCCUCAAGUACGUCAAGAAGAUGGAGACGGAAGUGCGUACUCAGCGUGAACGCAUCCAGGAGCUUGAGCGGCUGGCCAAUGAGCAGAAGAUCAUCGUGCGCUAUCUUGAGGACCGCGAGCAUGACCUGCGUCGCACCCACGAUAACCACAAGAAGCACACCAAGAGCUCGGACCUGGACGACCUGAUGGAGAAACCGGCGCUGAAGCGGCGAGGGCUCGACGACGACGACGAGGAAACCAGCGAGUAG
This is a messenger RNA of Diutina rugosa, 1500 nucleotides long. RefSeq names its product C2H2-type zinc finger protein. NCBI's taxonomy places the organism in Eukaryota, Fungi, Ascomycota, Pichiomycetes, Serinales, Debaryomycetaceae. Gene Ontology annotation, molecular function: DNA-binding transcription factor activity, RNA polymerase II-specific; RNA polymerase II cis-regulatory region sequence-specific DNA binding. Gene Ontology annotation, biological process: regulation of transcription by RNA polymerase II. Bases 1 to 1500 code for a protein of 499 amino acids. The transcript has a single exon. The record is from RefSeq and is a predicted model, not a curated record.